Schistosoma mattheei is the source of this 863-nucleotide messenger RNA. The record is from the annotation of a GenBank genome assembly. NCBI's taxonomy places the organism in Eukaryota, Metazoa, Platyhelminthes, Trematoda, Strigeidida, Schistosomatidae.
GCUGACUGUUGUCAGUUCCAAAGAAUACCGGUCUCACUAGAAAAGCUCAAUGGUUUUUUGUCCUUAAAUCCGUAACAUAGUAGGCCGUACUGAAAACCAAUAACAAAAUAAAACAAUGGGUGACAGUGAUGACUUUCAAAGAUGUUGCUGAUAAGCUUGAGUGCCUACUGGACAACAGUUCAAACUGAUGUUACUUAUUGCCCAAAUCGCUAAGAACUCACCACCAUCAACCUUUGUAUCUGGAUCUAUGCUAGGUAAUUAUGACCCAUGGUCAAAUGUAAUAUUUGACAUCCGGAUUCGUCGCUACGAAAACAUGUUUAAUGCUGAUUUUAGAAGUACAUGUUUUUUGCGGUAACUCGGCACAGUAAGACUUGAAAAAUACUGCAACACUAUAUUACCUCAAUAUCCAUGCGAAAGAAUUUUCGCAGAGACCAUUACUUCACUUAGUCAGCCGUUUGGAGCAUGAAGGUAGUACUGAACGAAGAGGAUGAUUUUCUUACACAUGUUUUAAUAGUAAAUGGAAAGUGUGAACGGUUUAAGUUAAAAACUCUAUCUGAGGACCAAUUUAAAUCAUUGAUAUUUAUCUGUAGUUUACAACCUGAAAAGUUUGCUGAUAUUCGUAUCUGGCUGUUACAUCGCCAUGAUCAGAACCCAACUUUGGUACUCAAGAAAGUUGCUGAUGAAUUAUCGAUGAUCAACAAACCUCAAACACGAUACCAAUCUUAUUCAUUCUCUGGUCAACAUAGGUUUGACGUUCUAGCAGUCAAAAGGAAAGUCCGUCCUGAUUCCAAGAACCAAACAUACUCAUCAUUACACUAAAAACAUCAAAAGAGGAGUCUAAAGUCGUCUCCCAUCAAGGUGUU